Molecule: messenger RNA, 1588 nt
Organism: Bolinopsis microptera
Lineage: Eukaryota; Metazoa; Ctenophora; Tentaculata; Lobata; Bolinopsidae
Product: transmembrane protein 115-like
Exons: 6
Coding region: 33-1001 (322 amino acids)
Biological process (GO): retrograde vesicle-mediated transport, Golgi to endoplasmic reticulum
Cellular component (GO): membrane; Golgi apparatus
Source: RefSeq, a predicted model, not a curated record
CAACACUACUAUAUAACAAAUAAUUUGAGUAGAUGUCACAAAGCAAUGUAUUCAUGCAGCCCAUUGCUUCCCUGCAACAGAUUCAGAGUAAAAUCAGAAUAACACCGAGUGUUGCUGGUGUCAGUGGUGUGUACAUCCUAUUCUACCUGAUAACAGAGCUGCUCCACGCGCACAACUCCCACGCACUAGAGUUCACCCCUGCGGAAGUGUUCACUGGGCGGGUAUGGCAACUUGUUACAGCGGGGUUUACUGAGAAGUAUCUGAUAUGUGUAGUGUUUAACCUGUCCCUGCUAGCAGUCAGUAACCGCUUUUUGGAACCUGUUUGGGGCACUCUGGAGUAUAUCAAGUUUAUCGUGGUUAUCAACAUUGCCGCCUACUCCAUGAAUCUGGUCAUAUAUUUCGUGGGGUAUGUUGCACUCCGGGAAGAGAGUUUCCUUUACGCGCCCUUCAGCGGGGGACAAGGUCUACUGGGAGGUAUUCUGGUGGGGUUGAAGCAGCUGAUACCUGAUCAUGUGAUGGUGCGCGCGGUGCCAGCAGUGCGCGUCAGACAUCUCCCGCUCUGCUCAUUUAUAGCUGCUUUAUUUCUUAUGUUGAUCAGAGUUUCGGGGUUGAGGUAUCUUACUGUUACUAUUGGGGGACUUGCUUCUUCGUGGAUAUAUCUCAGGUAUUUCCAGAUCAGGGACUCUGGCAGAGGUGAUUUCUCUGACGCUCUUUCCCUCGCGUCAUUCUUCCCUGAGUCUGCUCAACCUCACGUCAUAAAAUACAGUUCAGCAGUGAGUUCGGUGGUAGAUGGAAUGUUACAAAAACGUCAAGCCAGCAAAACAGUGGACCUGAAAACCUUCUCUACUAACGUUAACAUUAUAACAGAUCCUGUUUCUGAGCGCAGACGUCAGCUAGCCCUUCAAGCGCUAAACGAGAGAUUACAGAAGACUGACGACGUUGACUGGCCCAGCUCGGACAGUGAGCCUGAAGCGACUCCAGCAACUGAUGAAAUAGUCUGACUCCACUGUAAAACUAUUAUAGAUGAAAGUAAAACCUGGUUUGUAUAUUUCAGACGCUGAUGUUUGACGAUUAAUCAGUUAAUUAAUUGACCAAUUAAUUGAUUGGUUAAUUGGUAUGUUGGUUGGAGGAUGAUAUGAUUUGUUACGUUUAGCUCAGUAGAGAAUUCAGAUGCAUGAUUUGCAUUUUAAUUAAGAUUAAUGGUAAUAGUAGGGUUAUUUUUAUAUCUUUACUGUAAUUUAGGUUAUUUUGUGUGUCUUUAGACUAUCACCGCGAUAAAUAAAGUUUCUUCUGGUAUUAAAACAUAUUUUGGAAAAUGUUAGCUUUUUAUCGUCUAACACUUCAAAAUCCAUGAUUUUACAUAAGUUUAUUGCCCUGUUAUUUUCAUUUGAAGCCUUUGCCCUCAACGAAAUGGAUAACUUUUUAUUCUAUUUCAAUCUCGUUUCUCAUAUUGAGUUUUAACUAAUAGAUGUAGUUCUACAUAAUAUUAAAGACUCAAGUUCUGAAAGUUUUUUGAUUUCGAGGUUUCUUUUGCAUGAAUUGAUGUGAAUGUGUAUUUAUUUUAUUUAAAAUUUGAAUUCCGAUGAAA